CAUCCUAAGAGCCAGUAUUCUUGCACCACAGCAGUGGUUUACAAACGCCCUCAACUUGAAUAUGAUAACGGGUGACCAAAUCUACAGCAAUAUAAGAUUUCAAACGGAGCGAAAUUUAAUGGCCUAUCGUAUUGAAGACGAUGGAUACCUACUGGUGCGAAAUUUCCACGCAAUAAAAGAUGUUUUAGUCGCAUUCGGCAAACGGUUUCAGAUCACUUUUGCCGAUGAACCAAGCAUAUAUGGAAGCUUGAGCGACAAGAAUAAUGAAACAAACUUCGGACGCACCCUUGGUCAAGGGGUGGAAGAACUUUUCAUGGAACAUAGCGCCGGCAUAAUAAUAACAGAUGGACAAUCAUUCGGAGUGAUGUACUAUGAUAACAAAUAUUACUUCAUUAACUCACAUUCUUGUGGUCAAAUGGGAUCUAGAGCAAAGGAUAACAAUGGAAAAGCCUGCAUUAUCGAAUACGACAAUUUAGACGAGUUUGUGAGGAUUUGUAAACGUACAACAGACAGAAAAAAUGUGCAGUAUACUCUUGAUUAUUUUUAAUGAUUACUUCUCAACAUGAACUACCUAAUCAUUUAAUUCCACUGCAGACAUCUUUGAUGGCGCCGAUUGAUGUAAUGCAUCCCAAUGUGGAAGAUGAACUACAGGUUUCACAAAACCUUAACGAAAUUACCCGCAAAACGAAAGACAACAUCGUUAAUAUCGGACAUGAACUGAAAGCAGAAGAAUUUGCCUGGUACUUCUCAAAGAACAAAGGCCUGUAAAUAUUACAGCGUUAGACUACUUUCAGUUUAGAAUUUUGGGAAGUGACACAAGAUCUCAACGUAACGACUAUCUAUUUUAUGCCUUAUCCUUCUCUGAAUAUUAUAGAAUCAAAAGCACUACAUCUGCAUGCGGCUAAAAAAUUGUUAAUCAAGAAGGAGCAAUAGAAGAUGUUCAUAUUUAUGUAAAAAAUUUAAGAGGUUCGGGAGCUUAUUGGAGAUCAGCUCUGAUUGAACUAUUAGCUGAAAUCAGAUGUUUAGGACCUCCAACAUACUUUGUAACAUUUAGCUCAAAUGAGCUCAACUGGCUAGACCAACGAAAGGCUUUGCUAAUAGCCGAUGGUAGGGCUGAUGUUGAUCCCAGUACUCUCGAUAUUUAUGAGACCCAAAGACUUAUCGAGAAGUAUCCAGUAAUUUUGAGUCGACAUUCCAUGUUAAGAGUAAAUGCUCUAAUGAAAUUUAUAAAAAAUAAUGAUUAUGAGUUUGGCGGAAAAGUGAAGAAUCAUUGGUGGCGCAUUGAAUUCCAGAAUCGGGGCAGUCCUCACCUUCAUAUGGUGAUUUGGAUGGAAAAUCAUCCCGAGUUUGACUCAGAAGAAGGGAAACUUCUUCUGGAUCGUAAUUGUUGCUGUAGAAACCCUCCAGAAGAAGAAGACCCAGAGCUUCAUGAAUUAGUUAAAAAAUGUCGAAUUCAUCGGCAUACACAAACUUGUUCAAAAAAUAAUAUUUCUAUAAGAUGCCGAUUCGACUUCGCACGCCAAGAAUGUGACGAGACACGAAUUGUGUCACAUUCUUCAGAUGAUUUUCAUCGUAACGGAGGUAGAAUUUGUUUACUUAAGCGUCGAAAGGAAGAUGUUUGGGUAAAUAAUUACCACCCAGAGCUGCUAAGACUGUUGGCAGGCAACAUGGAUAUUCACCCAUGUGGAUCAAACGAAGCGAUAGCGUACUAUAUAGUACCUAUCGAAAGCAGAACCUGCAGGUAUAGAUUCUGGAAUUGCGCAGGCAAUACAGCAAAUUCAACGCGAAGAAACUGAUAUUUCACGCAAACUGUUCAGCAUAUGUAUGAAGAUUCUUCAUGAACGACAAGUAUCAGCUGCAGAAUGUGCAUAUAGACUUUGUCAUAUCCCAUUACGAGACAGUUCUCGAAGCUGCAUUUUUCUGAACACAAGAAAGGCAGAACAGCGUUACAGAGUAUUGCAAUUCGACAGAAACGGGCGCGCAACUGGUUAUUGUAGUAAUAUCUUUGAAAUAUAUCAAAAACGUCCGUUACAAUCUCCCGAUUACGAUUUUGCAAACAUGAGCCUUACAGAGUUUGCAAUGUUGUUUGAACCAUUCUAUCCGAAAAAAGUAAGCGAAACUGAGGAAAGUGUUGAUCAUGACGCGUAUGAAGAAUUUCGUAACACACGUCGUCCACUCAUUACGCUAUUAGAUAAGAGCAAAAUGGUUGUGAGAAAGGUUCCCGCAGAAUCGUUUGAAGGAAAUGAGCAGGUAUAUGCGCCAAUUUCGAGAGCGUGACCAACAGCUUGAAAAUGCAUUCAAUCAGAUACAUGCAUUUGAAAUUUUAGAACAGCCAGAGAUUAUAAAUCCUGAAGUUAUAGAAGAGGAAUUACCGGACACAGAAAUGAGCAAUGAUCAAUUUCAAAGAGCACAGCACGCUAUGAAUAUUGAUCAAAAACAAUUUUUUACUGUCAUUACAGAGAGUAUUAAGAAUCAACUUAAUGGUGAUAUUAAACGAGAGAAAAGUUUCGUCACAGGUGGAUCAGGCACCGGAAAAACUGUUCUCUUUAAUGUAUUGAAAAACCAAGUUAACCGAUGUUAUGGAAAAUUGGUCGUGAAAUUUGUCCUCUUACUGGAGUUGCAGCACGGUUGGUCGGAGGUUCUACACUACACAGCCUGUUGAAACUACCAGUACAAAAAGAUGGCGUCAUCAAUAACAUGCCACUUCUUACAGGAAAUUAUUUAAGAGGGAUGCGCCAGUUAUGGCAAAACGUUGAGUUUCUGUUCAUAGACGAAAUUUCUAUGGUGCCUUAUGAAACGCUUUGCAUGAUCGACUCUCGUUUGCGCCAACUAAAGAGACAGGACGCUUGUUUUGGAGGUAUAAAUGUCUUACUCUUUGGUGAUUUAAUGCAGUUACCACCUGUCCGAGAACAUCAAGUAUUUCAACAGCCAGAACAUAUGAAACCCGCUACACAUUUGUGGCGACAAUUCCGCCUGGUUGAACUCCAACAAAACAUGCGUCAACAAGAAGAUGCGACAUUUAUAGAUGUGCUUAAUGCUUUAAGAGUUGGAAAGUUGACGUCGAAGCAUCUUGAAGUUCUUCUUGAAAAAGUGUCAACAGAUACCACUGAAGAAUUCUCGAUUGAGAAAGCUUUAAGGAUUUACCCUACUAACGACUAAGUUGUUAUACAUAAUAAAAAAGUUCUGAAGAGCUUUCAAGAUAAAGGAACUGUUAUUUAUACGAUUAAAGCACAAGACUAACACAUUGACGCUACACGAAAUUUAGGUAAUAAGGACUUAAAUACUGUAAUACCGAAUGAUAUCAAUAAAACAGGAGGUGGAGCAAAAGUGAUGUUAAGGUCGAUAUUAUUAUAGUGAAUGGUAAUAUGGGGUUUGUUACAGAAAUUAUCUGGCCAAAUUUUCGCAGGGACCAAGUAUAUGCAGAAGACAUCCCGUCAGUACGUAUUAAUUUCGGUUCAGAUGGUGAACACGUAAUUAAGAAAAUAUCGAUACAAUUUACAGCAAAAUACAGCUAUGGAAUCGCUGAGAGACGAAUGUUGCCAAUAAUACUGAGUUGGGCGUCGACCGUUCAUAAGAUGCAAGGUUGCACAGUAGAUCACGCAGUAAUUUAUCUGGGCUCUCGACUGUUUGCUGCUGGACAAGCUUAUGUAGCACUUAGUCGUUGUAGAUCUUUGGACGGAAUUCGAAUUGAAGAACUAGACUCUUCAAAGUUGACAGCUUCAAGUAUUUUGGACAAAAUAGGCAACAGUGAUAUUGGCCGAUAUGACGAGGCCUCCUGGGCGCUUUUGCCAAGUUUUUCUACCAUAAUGACCAACAAUGGGACGUAUCUGAGAUCUAAGCAAGCGUUUAUUAUUGAUCUCAUUGUUCAAUGCUUCUGUGUUAUUAAUUCGUUCGAGCAACAUACAUAAUUGGUUACGUGGUGAUCCCCCACCAGGAGGCGGGGUUUAUAUGCCCAUCACGAUCUAAUGGAAAUGUGGUUACCUUAAGUGAUAUAAACUGCCUUAUCAACUGCUUUACCGACUGUACAGAUAAUGUAGUGUCCCUGGCCACAGCUGAUACAGCACUUCAGAUGUGCGAAGGAUAAUCUUAGCGCUAAAAGUAAUUGAGUGUUUUUUAAUUUGAUAUUAUUAUUUCUUUUGUUAUUAUUUUAAAAUUUAGUACGGUACAGAUAAUUGAUGUAUCUCGCGAUGUUAACGAUGUUGAGCAUCUCCGGCGAAUCUGCCUGCGAAUUUUCACAGCCUGGAUUGCACAUAAAAAAUAUUUAUAAUUCACCCAAAAAAACCCGUUAUCGUUUAUAAGUAUUUGGUGUUUAUUAUUUUCCAUUUUUUACAACAUGAUAUCACAACGUUCGACUUUUUCCUGUGAGGAUAUGUAAACUUUAAAGUCCAUGCGGACAAUCCAGCUUCGAUUCAGGCCUUGGAUAUUAAUAUUACGCGUGUCAUUCGCCAGUUACCGAUGGAAAUAAUCGAACAACUCAUCGAAAAUUUGAUUGGUCAGAUGAACCAUCUGAGACGUUGCCGUGGCCAAGAUUUGAAAGAGAUAAUCUUCCAAAAGUUAAAAAAGAUUCUUUCGAAUGACUGAUGAAACUCUUACAUUAAAUUUGCAAUUUCUAUAUUUUUUUAUGUAGAGAACUUUGAAAUG
This is a messenger RNA of Bactrocera tryoni, 4641 nucleotides long. RefSeq names its product ATP-dependent DNA helicase PIF1-like. Bases 3366 to 3908 code for a protein of 180 amino acids. The record is from RefSeq and is a predicted model, not a curated record. Lineage: Eukaryota; Metazoa; Arthropoda; Insecta; Diptera; Tephritidae. The transcript has 3 exons.